Molecule: messenger RNA, 8955 nt
Organism: Peronospora matthiolae
Lineage: Eukaryota; Oomycota; Peronosporomycetes; Peronosporales; Peronosporaceae
Source: the annotation of a GenBank genome assembly
AUGCCGUGCGAGUUCAUCAGCGGAUUAGAGGUGACGUAUGGCAACGCGCUGGCGGCUGGCGGAGGCUUCCACCGUGUCACGACGGCCGAGGGCACAGCCGCCGAGGUCUCGCCCCACACUUAUCUCUGGUACAAGCUCUCGUCGCCGCGUCCUCCAAUGGCCGCGACUUCUGAUUCGGAUUCUGAUUCGCAUCUCGCCAUCAUGCAGCUACGCAUGGGCACGGAGCAGGAGGGAGACAACUGGAUCAAGCUGGACAAGUCGAUUGACCGGACGAACGGACGUUAUCUAUGGUUCCAGGUGACACAAUUCAAGGCCCCGACGUCGCCGUCAACCCGAACAAAGCAGCAGCUCAUGCCGUUAAAGGAGAUCCGCGUCGUGCGGCAUCUCAAGGACUUACCGGAAGGCUUUGAAGCACUCAAUGAGCCGCUCGUGAACGCUGAAGACGGACGUGAUGAGCUACGUACGUAUUUGUGUUUCCGCCGAUUGGCAAGUGAAGACUUUUCCGACUCCAAGUGGUCGAUCCUGAACCAGAAAGUAGGCGAGUGGAUCGAUGUCAAGGAUUUGUCUUCGAACAAGUGGAGCGUGGCGCAGAUUGUGCACCAAACAGCAUCAGAAAUUCGUGUACACAUCCCGACGUGGAGGAAAGGACGCGACGAGUUUUUACCGCGUUUAACCUGUACGAAUCGCGUCGAUAAGCUAGGCAAGCACACAAAUGUGUACAUGUCACCAGCGUACCCGUUGCCGCGCAAGCAAGGAAUCUUGUGGAACGCCAAUAUGAAGGACUUGCACCACGCUCGGGAACAGUUUGACAAGUACUUUUACGACCGCGACAAGCAACAGUCGUAUCUGCCGCGAUUACUUAUCCCGUUUAUUGAAAAGUCACUGCUGAGUACGCUUCUGUCGAGUGAUCUUGCUGACGAAAUGAAUGCAUUCUACCAGCACAUACUUAAGAAUGUCGUGGCGUGUACGCUUGGCAAUGAUGCGGGCAGUGUUAUGGUAUACAUGCUGUCGAUCUUGCGAAUGAUCCUCAAUGGACACAGUUCGUGUAUGUUUUUCUAUAGCAAGUACCCUGGAAGCUACACGGCGGCAAAAUACCAACGUCUGGUGUAUAUGUCAUACUUAGUGGGCUCAGAUGCACUGACAGCACUCCCGGCUUGCCAUCCGUGUCGAUCGCUUCACUUUGUUGACAACGUCGACUUGUUUGUGCAAGCGGGAGGAUUUCGGUUGAUUCUUGACCGCCUUGAGGGGGCAGAAGUUGCCUUGACUGAAGUAUUGCUCUAUUGCACGAUUCUCAAGUGGGCAAAACCUUGCCUUACGCAGCAAAAAUGUCGCUCACCAGUUCGUCGUCGCUCGACAAUAGAAGCUCAGACUGGAGAUUUCGUCCGGGACUUUCUAAACGCGACAUUCUCACGGUUGCGCCGUAUGAGUAGUGAAGAGCUGAAAGAUGACAGCGGACUCAUUGACCAAAUUGUCGGUGUGCUCGACUUGCUUUGCCGUGAUGGGCUUUUACUUGGCGACUGCUCUGGAGCUGGGACCGAUGAAACUGUUGCCGCUUCUCGUUCGGCUCUGUCGUGUGACGUGGAAUUCACCGAAGCAAUCGAGACCUUUCAUCUGGAUCUGUCAAAAAAGCUCAUUUGUUGUCCAUACUUAUCACAGCGUCUCCUCGGUAUAUCGCGUACCAAUGAUUUAAUUUUAAUGGCUCAACAAAAGGAUACGCUACAGAAAAAAUCAAGCUCGGCUUCGGUGCGAACACCGUCAUCGAUAAGUCCAGCGACGUCCGUCAGCACAACUACUUUGAGUGUAACGCCAUCCUUACAAGCUUUAACUUUUGGCGACCAGCCCAUGACGAAAUGGCUGCGCACGACAUACAUUGCAGAGUGGUUGGUGGCGUCUGACAUUUUAGAGGUGAUUUUAGGCGAUCGUCAAAGCUGUGCCAAGUACUCUCUUCAAGAUGGAGCUCAUCUGGAAAUUCUUAAGCGCUCCGAAAAGAUAUUUGGCUUCGUAGCGGCUCAUGGCCUUUUGACGGAGCAGCACAUUGUGUUGAUGUGGAAGACGGCGCUCAGUCAAUUGCGCUCAGGCAGAAAGACAGUCUUCGAUAUCUUGAUAUCACUUUGCAGUGUUUUGUCAGCUGAUUUGAUUGAUGUCAUCAUGAUGCUUCUGACUCAAGUACCUUCAAGUGACUAUGACGAGCUCAUUGUGAAUUUUAUCAAGCGCGUUAUCAUGAUUGCUUCUAAGCUUAUAGUAGACAUGGAGACGGGCAGCCUUAAGAUGACAUUGACGUCCCUGGUUAGUGCUGCGUCUGGAUCAAAACAGCUCAGUGUUUGCGCUCAAAAAGAUGUUGAGGUUUUGAUCAAGGUAGUGAGCUUGUGUUGCAUGCUGUACUGGAAUGCGCUCCUCCAAACCGAGGUACCGAACGACGAAGGGAUGACUACCGGUUUCGGGCUGCGUGGUUCGAUGCGAAGUGAAGUGGAGGCUGCCCUAGCUGACUCAUUGAACCACGUGCAAAAGCUAUGGAUUUCUGCCGGAGCAUCGUCAUUUGCGUCGGGAAGGGAGCAGCAACAGCUGUUGAGCGACUAUCUCCGCAAGUGCGCCGAGAACAUUAAAUCUGGCACACUGGUGGAGACAUGCAUGAACUUGAUCUAUCGCAUCGUAGAUGGGUAUGGGGGAAGUACAUCCUCGCUCGCGGCUUCAACAUUGGCGCUGACAAGAACGAACACUUCUCCCACGACACCCGGCGAACUUCUCGAAGGAUUGGAUAGUAUGCACAACAUUGUGUCGGUUGUCGUCGAGGUGAUCAAAGAUUAUGCUGCUGCGUCGCGUCCAAUCGAUGCAGCUCAAGCCAAAGCUCGCGUCGUAGCUUUAAAAAAGCGCUUGGCAUUUCUAGGGUUCAUUGUGACCAGGUCCGACCUUAAGCUGCCUUACGACGCUGUAUGUCAGCUUUGGACUUGUUUUGAUUGUCCCAGCAACACAGCUGAGGAGCGAGACGUAUUUUUUGCGUGGCUGACGACAGUUAUCCCCGAUCCGAACAAUUUUGUCCAUCGAGCCUACUCGGGACACACGGGAUUUUCCGGGGCCGUAGUAUGUGAAAUAUUCCAGUCGCUGAUUGAACCACAAUCCGCCAGCACUGUUGGAAAUGAUACUCAAAUUCGGUUGGACUUGCGAACUAUGAACAGAGAGUCGUUUUGGGUGUUGGAGCGGCUUUUUCGGUUCGUUAACACAAGCGCAAGGCGAAUGGUUUCCCUUGGUGUAGCUAAAAGCGCUCCAUCGCGAAGCGUGUCAAACGACAAGAUGGAGGCUGGUUUGUUUGUCGUGGAAGCGCUUGACUUGCAAGGUCUUGAGACGUUGUAUGAUGUGGCAUUGUUCGCAGAGAAUGAUGUUGUGAGCCAGCAGGCAACCAACUAUUUAAUUUAUCUACAGCUUCACGUCGGCUCAAAACUUGUCCGGCGCGAGGUGUGGACAGAUUUCGUAACAAAUUGUCUUAGCAGACUAAAGGAGACGGUAAAGAGCACCACCGUCCACGAGUCGAAGACACGCGAAAUUUUUCGUCUACUAGUGCUGCUAGAUACGUUUCUUUAUCAAUCCGUUGUACAGCCCCAAGAAAAUGGAGGGCUUUCUGGACCGGAAGGGAUAACAGUCUACAUUCGAACACAAGGUGGUCGAGUGGCAGCACCUUUUCAGUAUUACGUAAGACGGACAUCCCUUGUGUCAGAGCUACGUGAUCGAAUCGCCAAUGACACAGGCCAUCCAGCUGACCGAGUUCGCAUCGUAAAUUCUGCAAAGACUAAACUAACAGCGCAAGGGCAUGGAAAAUUUACGCUUGAGAAAGCGCGUGUAUUCGGUCCAUCCUCUGUAUCGUCACGAUUAUCGCCAAGGCGGUCGCAAACGCAAACAGCAACAGGUACACCUCGUAGGACGUCCAAGUACACGAGUUAUGUUGAGGCAAUUUUGCUGUCGAAAGUGGAAAGUGAUACAAGCGGCCACACCAGUCGUAGCAUCAUGGACUACCAUGGGGCAGUUGGGGUUGCCGCUGCUGGAAAUAUUAGCAGUUCCGAGAGCGAUUGGCAUGUGAUCAGAUUGGAGAUUUCAGGAAAUGAUACUUGGGUAGCACUCAUGUUUAAUUUGCUGUCCUACAAUAAUGGAAUCGCUGAAGAAGCCUGGAAGGUACUCAGGCUGCUCACACCAAAUGAGGAUAUGGAAAAGCAAAUGCGUUUAUUGACCGGCAUGCUAGCAAUUGAUGGCUCCAUCCGCGGGGAAUCGGGCUCGUUCAGUUGGGAUACGGUGUUGGAUUUAACGUGUCCUGGAAAGUUAUUGUAUCAACUUGAAUUAGUGGAAAAGUUCGCGCUUUGUGGUGAUGGGCGUCAGACAGAUGAGAACAAAAACGCCGACGGUAAAGACUGCAUCCACAUAGACGACUAUGACGUGAGUAGAGUCGAUGGGGGGAUUGGCGCAAUCAAUACAUGGAGUGCAUCUUUUCUGGAGCUUGGCGGUCUGGCACAACUCGAAAAGUUUGUUUUGUUGUCGAGCCCAUGCCAGCUGCUCGCGCAAGGAACACUUUCGGUUAUGUGCCUGUCAAAACUGUUGUUGCUGCUGCGCCAUUUUGUGCUGGUAGAAUCUAAGUUGGCAAAAGAUGGCGGUUUAACUCUUAAGACGAAUCUGCAACAAUUGAAUCGUCAUCUUUUCGGGAUGCUGAUCAGCCUUCAAAGCAUUCACGAAGAACCCAAAGAAGCUGAUCCAGUCACCACGCUUUCUCAUACAAGCGCGUCAUCACAACUGCAACAUUCAACGGCAGAAGACGAUCGGCUCGAUGUAACACAGCCUCUUUUAACUGUGUACGAUCGCCCGCAGGUUGAAGACCGGGACAAUAUCAACAAUAUUCCGAAUGACGCCCAUUUAAUGACCCGUUUACUUUCCUGUAUCGCGACAUGUUCGCUGAUGACUACGCAAGGUGCAUUGGCACUGCUGACGAGCUGUCCAGGGCACGGCGAUAUUAUACUUCGCUGUUUGGUGGAGAGCCGCUUUCAGCCUGUUCGGCAAGAAGCUGCCAACGCGAUUACUGUCUUAUCGACCACUACAAACGAAAAUAAAGAAGAUCGCGCGGCGUGUUGCAACUAUUUCUUGCGUCUACUAUGUGGAUAUGCUGGGGCAGUACACGACGAGGAGUACUACAAUGUGCUCACGCUACUCAUAACAAAUGCAGAAAAUUUGACCGAGUUUGCGAUACUCGAGUCUUGCCGAACUUUGUGCCGUCGAAUUAAGACGUUUAGAAUCAAUGACGACGUGCGUGCUGGGCCGCCUAGUUCUACGUUUCUUUCGGCCCGAAGAAGUAGCUUGAGAAUGGAAGAAAAGGAAUGCAGGACAUCAGCUGGACCUACGUCAAGCACUCUUGUCCCUUCUCCUUCUCCUGAUGUGCUUUUAGAAGGACAAUUGUCUACUAUGCUUGCCAUCAUGAAGCGAAUCCCGGUGGUACUAGCAGGUGAUGUUCUUGAUGCACCGUGUGACGGUCGCAGUUUACGUGGGGUAAUUGCACAAACCCUUCAUGCAGAGGAAGGGAUUAUAAACGAGCUUUUCCACGAGUGUUUGUUUUCAUCAUCCGACAAACAAACAAAAGUUGAGACUGAAAUUGGCAGAGUUGACAAGGAAGAUGCUGGUAUUCAGGCGUCAUCUACAUCACAUUACUUUCUUGAGCAGCCCAAGUGCCGUAGUGACACAUGCCGCGAGGUUGCAUUUGACCUAUUGAGGGAGCUUUCAAUCGACAACACUGAUGGCCUGCGCUUUCUGUUGACGCAAAUAGCAAACCAGCACACACUUGAACGCCCUUCAGGUGCCCGCACCAAAACCUCGACAGCUUCAAUGCCAAAAAAGAAGAGCUCAAAGGUGUCCAAGGAUCGGUCACUUCAGCGAAAAAAGUUUGUGGGUCUGAAGAACCUUGGAUGUACUUGCUAUCUGAACUCGACGAUACAAAGCUUUUUUAUGAUGCCACGCUUUCGUCACCACAUCUUGCGGCUCCAAUCAAGCAGUACUAAAUCGGACAAGGCAAGUUUGACGUAUGAGCUGCAGUCGUUAUUCGCUCAUCUAGAGGGCAGUGCCAAACCUUACUACAACCCGCUACCGUUGAUUUGCGCAAUGAAGACAUGGGACGGUGAAAGUGUGGAUGUGAACGUCCAGCAGGAUGCUAGUGAGUUCCUGACGUCUUUUUUCCAGCAGAUUGAGUCAGAGAUGAAUGGCGUCAGUGCCGGAACGGGCGGUCAAUACACAGGCGAUGAGAAUAUUUUGAACACAUUUUUUGGAGGUGAGUUCAGUAACGAGCUUAUUGCUGAAGGGGACCGCUACAGCGAGCGCUGUGAGCCUUUCCACUUUAUUUCUGUACCAGUUCGCGACCGCAAAAACUUGAAGGAGUCGCUGGAUGGGUGGGUCGAAGGCGAUAAGGUUAGUUAUACUUGGGAAACAGGCAGUGACUCAAAAAUUGAUGGCAAAUUAGAAGGUUACGGUGGACACGACGCAAAAGUAACACUCGAGACGCACAAGCGAAUCUCUAUUUCGAAGCUGCCUUCGUACUUGAUCAUCCAUCUCAAACGCUUUGAGUUCGACUUUGAAAAAAUGCAGCAAACUAAACUUCACGACCGUUUUGAGUUCCCCACCGAACUAGAUCUAUACCCGUACACAAAGGAAGGUCAGCAAGAGAAGAGGAAAGCAUUGGCUUCAUCUGGAGACGAUGGCGCCACCGGCCACAAGAUACGGCUGAGUACAUGCUCAGACAGCAUGAAUGACAGAAGAACGACUGCUCCAGAGUACUCUCAAUAUGAGCUCGUCGGAACGGUUGUGCAUCUUGGUACGGCUCUCUCAGGACACUACUAUUCAUUUUUGCGAGACCAGCAAGUGCCACGUGACAAGAGCCAGUGGUACGAGUUUAACGAUACGGUGGUGACCCCGUUCGAUCCAUUGCAAAUUCCGGACGAGUGUUUUGGUGGUGAGGAAUCAACGCGUGAUACAAUGAACAGUAAAUUCACAUCGCCGGAAGAAACUUCCACGCUGCCAGCGAAGAUGAAAAACCGGAGCAGUUUCAUGCUGUUCUACGCUCGAGUGCCUCCUGAUCUGCGUGCCAUCAGCAAAAACAACGUUGCCUGCAUCAGUUUCUCAAACGCUGUAUUCGUGACAGUGUUUUGCGUUCGCCUAAAGAAGAGAGCAUCUGUAAAGCUAGCAUAUUUGCGCAGUGUGGCUUGCGUCAUUGCACCAGAGCCUAUUCGAAAACUUAUUGCGACGGAAAACCGCUUGUUUUGGCGUAAAAGGUAUCUGUACGACACAAAAUGCCUAAAGUUUACGUACGACCUUUUGCGAUCUUGCCUCGUUGGGCUGGAUAGCUCCGCGACAGCAGCGGUGGUGCCGUGCUUCGAGCCGGCAGAAGCGCAGUUCGAGGCCCUACAGGUGGCAACGAGGUUUGUAUUUGGCACAUUGUGGCAAGGUGGUGACGUGACCAAGGUGCUAGAAUGGCGCCCUAUUCUUCAGGCACUCUAUCACACUGAUAUUGCUGGCUGUCGCUGGUUCCUAUCGACCAUGGAGGCGAACGAGUCGCUGCUUCUGGAGCUGCUCGUCUUUAAUGAGCAUUGCGAAGUUCGUGAAUUGAUGGCUAAUGUGGUAUCAGAAGCCAUUGCCACCACGUCAAAUAUGGAGUUCGAAGAAGAGGUUGACGAAGAGCUUCGGGCGGCUCGUAUCAGUGGAAAGAAGCAGCUUCCUGCGUCGUUCGAGUUUAUGUUCUUCUUGAUCCAGUUGAUGCCUGCGUUGCUCACAGUUCCAAAUCCUAACCAUCGUCAGUAUUUUCUCGUAAUGUACGACUUCGUCCAGACGGGACGCAACGAAGGAUCUUUUCUCGUCGUGAAUAGCGUCGUCGGUGCGAUCGUGGCACUACUUACGGGAAUGGGAAGCUCACAACCACUGCUCCAACGACAACUGAAAAAGUACAAGUCAAGUCAAAUUUUGAAGCGCAUCGAUUUCAAUGUCACGAUUUUAAAGCUGCUGUCCGUGCUCAUUCGUUGUAGCUUACCUCCUGCAAUGGAUGUCGAAGUGGAUGACGAGCACCCGCUUGUCCUUCCGUCCAGCAUGGCUCAUGACCAUGUGGGUCUCUCACCGGCAGACCAUAGCGUCCUUCUCAAUGAACGCUUUAUUACCCUGCUUACGCAGCGCGCAAAUCACUAUACAAAGGAGACGAAGCCGCUUGAGCAGAUUGUGACUCAUUUAUGUUGGGAAAGUCGACGUAUCACAGCUGAAUUUGUGAAAACGAUAAUGCAUGGCAUUGAAGUAGAAGAUCAUCACGACGUCAAGCCAUACUUUCGUACGUUGAACUCACUCCUGAAGAUUCGAGAUUCGCUUGCAGUAAAGCGUCUGACGGACAGCCUCACCGAACUCGUUGCCGUAAUGACGUUGCAACAGCGGUACUUUAAGGCCACCGAAACGUCACUCGAUAUGCUCACGAGACUCGCGAAACGGCACAGCGGCGUAACCCAAUGGCUGAGGGAAAAUCGACAGAGUUGUGAGUGGAUGGAGCAAUGGCUGGAUGCCCACCGCGGUGCUGACGGUUGGCUGCAGCAGCACAGCAGUGUUUUAGUGAAACCCAAUAGCACCUCAUCGUGGGUAAACGUUAGCGUAACAAGUGCUGGGCUCAUUAAGACUAUUGACCGCUCGACCGCGAAAUUGCUUCCACGCAUCCGCAGCAUUUUAAAUCCGGAGGCUGUUGUGGACACCUUUUACGACAGUGACGACAACCCACACCGGCUUGUCGGCAAGCGAGUCCGUGUAAAAUGGGCCAAGGACAGGUGGUACGAAGGAAAUGUCCAACAAUUUAACGAGGACACGUAUGAACACUUUGUGGUGUACGAUGAUGGCGACAAACGCUUGUAUCGCAUGUCGGAAAAGCUCUUCUAUGUCGUGAACCUGGCGCCAUCGCCCAAGCCUCACAAGUAG